Molecule: messenger RNA, 1056 nt
Organism: Thrips palmi
Lineage: Eukaryota; Metazoa; Arthropoda; Insecta; Thysanoptera; Thripidae
Product: gastrula zinc finger protein XlCGF71.1-like
Exons: 3
Coding region: 186-911 (241 amino acids)
Biological process (GO): regulation of transcription by RNA polymerase II; central nervous system development
Cellular component (GO): nucleus
Molecular function (GO): RNA polymerase II cis-regulatory region sequence-specific DNA binding; DNA-binding transcription factor activity, RNA polymerase II-specific
Source: RefSeq, a predicted model, not a curated record
CUUGGGAGUACUCUAUUUACGAAGUAUUUCUUCGUUCAACAACUCAUCAUAACUCAAUCCAACCUCGUCAAAAGACAACGUUUCAUUUGCAACCCAACCAGGACCCCGAGCGGAACGAGCUGCGACCGAUUGAUCAUAGAGCUGCGGUGAAAGGAAAACCGUGCAAACCCGGUCGUCCAUCGAAAAUGCCCGCCCAAUGCGCAGUGUGCAAGAAGGCGUUCCCAUCGCAGUCGGCGCUGGCUGUGCACCUCCGCACCCACACCGGGGAGAAGCCCUUCGAAUGUUCAGUCUGCAACAUGAAGUUUAAUGUAGGUGGAAACCUUCGAAAGCACCUCCGCACUCACACCGGGGAGAAGCCCUUCGAAUGUUUGGUCUGCUACAUGAAAUUUAGUGAAACUGGAAACCUCCGAAGGCACCUCCGCAUCCACACCGGGGAGAAGCCCUUCGAAUGUUCGGUAUGCAACAAGAAGUUCAGUGUAGCUGAAGGCCUUCGACAGCACCUCCGCACUCACACCGCGGAGAAGCCCUUUGAAUGUUCAGUCUGCAACAUGAAGUUUAAUUUAGCUGGAACCCUGAGAACGCACCUCCGCACCCAUACUGGGGAGAAGCCCUUCGAAUGUUCGGUAUGCACCAAGAAGUUUAGUGGAACUGGAAACCUUCGAAGGCACCUCCGUACUCACACUGGGGAGAAGCCUUACGAAUGUUCAGUAUGCAACCAGAAGUUUAGUGAAAGAGAAAGCGUGAGAAGGCACCUCCUAACCCACACCGGGGAGAAGCCCUUCAAAUGUUCCAUAUGCAACCAGAAGUUCAGGAAGCUGGGAACCUUCGAAGGCACCUCCGCUCUCACACCAGGGAAAAGCCCUUCGAAUGUUCAGUCUGCAACAAGAGGUUUGGUCAAAGUGGAACCCUGAGAACGCACCUCCGUCUCCACACCGGGGAGAAGCCUUUUGAGUGUUCAGUAUGCAAUAAGAAGUUAAGGCAUGCUGGAAGCCUUCGUAGGCACCUCCGCACCCACACCGGAGAGAAGCCCCUCGAAUGUUCGGUAUGCAACACGAA